GGUGCGCGGAGCGGUUCUUGGUCUCCGGAGCGGUUCGGUCCGGCCAGUCGCCUAGGCGCCCAGGCCCGGUGCACGCGCGUGAGCGCGCUUGCGCCGCCCGGGCAGCUGCGAGGAGAGGAGAGCUGCUGCCUCAGGAGGAUCUCUCUUCCCUCAGAAAUUGCUCAAUGCUGAAACCUUUCAAAGUGAUAGAAGAGACGUUGAAAGCACCAUGGAUGGGUUUUAUGAUCAGCAAGUCCCUUUUAUGGUCCCAGGGAAAUCUCGAUCAGAGGAAUGUCGAGGGCGACCUGUGAGUGACAGGAAGAGGAAGUUUUUGGACACAGAUCUGGCUCAUGAUUCUGAAGAAUUGUUUCAAGAUCUCAGUCAACUUCAAGAGGCUUGGUUAGCUGAAGCACAAGUUCCUGAUGAUGAACAGUUUGUCCCAGAUUUUCAGUCUGAUAACUUGGUGCUUCAUGCCCCACCUCCAACCAAGAUCAAGAGGGAGCUGCAUAGCCCCUCCUCUGAGCUGUCGUCCUGUAGCCAUGAGCAGGCUCUUGGUGCUAACUAUGGAGAAAAGUGCCUCUACAACUAUUGUGCCUAUGAUAGGAAGCCUCCCUCUGGGUUCAAGCCAUUAACCCCUCCUACCACUCCUUUGUCACCCACCCAUCAGAAUUCCCUAUUUCCCCCACCCCAAGCCACUCUGCCCCCUUCAACUCAUGCCCCUGGAGCCGGCUCAGUACCAGGUGUGGGCCCUGCCCCCACCCCUCACUCACUUCCAGAACCUGGACCACAGCCGCAGACAUUUGCCGUCCCUAGACCACCACAUCAGCCCCUGCAGAUGCCAAAGAUGAUGCCUGAAAACCAGUAUCCAUCAGAACAGAGAUUUCAGAGACAGCUGUCUGAACCCUGCCACCCCUACCCUCCUCAGUCAGGAGUUCCUGGAGAUAAUCGCCCCAGUUACCACCGGCAAAUGUCAGAGCCCAUUGUCCCUGCAGCUCCCCCACCCCCUCAGGGAUUCAAGCAGGAAUACCACGACCCUCUAUAUGAACAUGGGGUCACUGGGAUGCCAGGUCCCCCCACUCAUGGGUUCCAGUCACCAAUGGGAAUCAAGCAGGAGCCCCGGGAUUACUGCGUUGAUUCAGAAGUGCCUAACUGCCAGUCAUCCUACAUGAGAGGGGGCUAUUUCUCCAGCAGCCAUGAAGGUUUUUCAUAUGAAAAAGAUCCCCGGUUAUACUUCGAUGACACCUGUGUGGUACCUGAGAGACUGGAAGGCAAAGUCAAGCAGGAGCCUACUCUGUAUCGGGAGGGCCCCCCAUAUCAGCGACGGGGCUCCCUCCAGCUGUGGCAGUUCCUCGUCACCCUUCUUGAUGAUCCAGCCAAUGCCCACUUCAUUGCCUGGACGGGUCGAGGCAUGGAGUUCAAGCUGAUAGAACCAGAGGAGGUUGCUCGACGUUGGGGUAUCCAGAAAAAUCGGCCAGCCAUGAACUAUGACAAGCUGAGCCGUUCUCUACGCUACUACUAUGAAAAGGGCAUCAUGCAGAAGGUGGCUGGAGAACGAUACGUCUACAAAUUUGUCUGUGACCCAGAUGCCCUUUUCUCCAUGGCCUUCCCGGACAACCAGCGUCCAUUCCUGAAGGCGGAGUCCGAGUGCCCCCUUAAUGAAGAGGACACUCUGCCACUGACCCACUUUGAAGACAACCCUGCUUACCUCCUGGACAUGGAUCGCUGUAACAGCCUCCCCUAUGCUGAAGGCUUCGCUUACUAAAUUUCUUGAGUGGCUGAGCGGCCAAACCCUAGAGCUAGCAGUUCCCAUUCAGGCAAAAUGAGGGCAGUGGUUUUGUUUGUGUUCUUGGCUGUUCCUAAAGCUUGCCCUUUGAGUAUUAUUUGGAGAACCUAAGCCGUCUCUGGGUUGACACCCUUAAAAGACAGAUACUUUGGCUGGAGAGUGGAACGGGAGGGGGAGACAGCCACCAAAAAAAAGGCUGGUACCUCGACUCUGAUUCUGACUAGAUUUCUGGAAAGAGAUGGAAAUGGAGCCUCCUUACCACCAUGGACAAUAUAUGCAAAGCAAUACCUUGUUAAGGUUAGUACCUACAAAACAGGACUGUGUGUGAGACAAUCUGCGUUGAUCAUGGACUACUAAAUGCCUUGACCUGGAAGGGCUCUAUGACUUGCACAAUUUUUUGAAAAAGAAAACAUAAGCUCAUAUAAAAGUAGGUAACUGUGUCGGGGAGGCUCAGAUCAUUAAGACUUGAAAUUACACAAGUUGUUCAAGCUCAGGCUGAAAUGCUUCCCCCUUGGUUGAGCAAAGUGGUGGGGAUGGGGGGCGGGAAGGGGAGGCAAUAAGUCAAAACAGCUGUUACCCACCUGUUCUCAAACCUCGGGAACCUUCUAGCCAUGUGGUCAUCAAGUAGAGGGAGCCUCCCUCUCUUCCCAGUCACGUGGCUGAAUGCGAAUGACUUUCAUUUUAGAAGGGCGAUCAAUACUUUUGACAGUAUUUUGUUUUGCUUUGAGUCAAGGGGAUUGUUUUGUUUUGGUGGUUGUUUUGGAAAAACAGUUUAUAAACUGAUUUUUGUAGUUUUGGUAUUUAAAGGAAAAAAAACCCACAAAAAAAAAUCCAACCUUUUGGUAACUGCACUGUGUCCCUUAAGCAGGGCAGUGACAACCUAUGAAGACUGCAGCUUGAGAGGCUUUGCUGGGCCUCCCCUGUACCCACAUAAAAACCUGCUUUUGUUGCCUGCUUUUGUGCUUUCUGUAACAGACAACCUGAUGGAGCAUUUGCACCUGAGUUGUACAAUUUCUGACGUGUACAGGACAACCUGGACCCAAGCUUGUAUACAGUUCUCCGUGUUCGCUCACGCCCUCUCUGGGAAGCAGAUGUACAUACUACAUGCCCUGUCCAUUUGAAACCUGAUCACCUAGUUGUAAACCCAAGAGUUCUUCUCAAGGGUUCUCACCUCAUGACUAGUGACCUUUCUGUUUUUCCCUUAUGUUUGAUUUUUUUUCCUUUAAAUCUUAGAAUUGAAGCCAUGCAUCACAGUGCUGCAGUCGGGUUUGAGAUUGAUGUGUGGCACUGACAAGUAAAACAUCCCUAAUGUUCUGAUUUUCUCCCAUACCUACACACCUUUUCUUUAAAAAAUUUUUUUUGAUUGCUGUAUUAUAUUGGGGAAGUUGUAAGCUACAGCUCUGUGAAAGGUGAGCUUGGAGUAGAGGAAAAGUCACUGGGACACAGUAGCUCCUUGCUGACUUCUUGCUGGUAAUGUGCCCCUGUUACACUGCUGCUCCUCAUGCCCAAUGCCAGUGUGAGACGUGCUUUGAAUUGCUUUUCUAUUAAUGGAGCUCUCCACAGUCCCUCGUAUGACCAACAGCACAUUUGUGACAAUGUUCUUCGGGACGAGGGGGGGGGGUGCAUUUGAUAGCUAUGAAAACACGAGAUUUCCUCUUUUGGAAGCUAAUUAGCCCAAAAAGGUAUCAAACCUAAAGCUUGGGCCUUAAUUAGCAUUGUGUACUCUAAUCAAAGGACUCUUUCUAAACCAUAUUUAUAGCUUUCUAAUCUACAUAUAGACUAUACAUAGAUAUUUUACCCCCAGCCAGCUAGAGAUUUAUUUGUUGUAAAUGCUGUAUAGAUUUGGUUUGGUUUGGUUUGUUUUUUUUCCCCCUUUCUUUACUUACUCUGGUUUGGGACUUAUUCUUUUUACCAAGUAUGAAAAUACCUUUCUGUAGCUGAGCUGCCCCUCCCCUGCUGAAACCACGUGGCCUGUGCUGUCACCGGCCCUAGGAUGGCAGUUGUCACCCUUGCAUUCCCAUGGGUCUCAUACACCUCCCAGAUGGUAGUUUUUGUUGUUGUUGUUUUUCCAGGGUUUCCAGGGGGAUUGUUUUUUGUUUGCUUCUUUUCCAGAGUGUGGAAAGUCUACAGUGCAGAAAGGCUUUAAACCUGCCAGUUGAUCUGAAAUACUUUCCUCUGUGCAGGGCUGUGUGCAUCCUGACAAGCUGCGUUAUAUUCUGUACUGUGUACAAUAAAGAUAUUUGCUUUUCGUUUA
Molecule: messenger RNA, 4016 nt
Organism: Dipodomys ordii (Ord's kangaroo rat)
Lineage: Eukaryota; Metazoa; Chordata; Mammalia; Rodentia; Heteromyidae
Gene: Etv5
Product: ets variant 5
Exons: 13
Coding region: 209-1741 (510 amino acids)
Biological process (GO): cell differentiation; regulation of transcription by RNA polymerase II
Cellular component (GO): nucleus
Molecular function (GO): DNA-binding transcription factor activity, RNA polymerase II-specific; sequence-specific DNA binding
Source: RefSeq, a predicted model, not a curated record